Molecule: messenger RNA, 1793 nt
Organism: Brassicogethes aeneus
Lineage: Eukaryota; Metazoa; Arthropoda; Insecta; Coleoptera; Nitidulidae
Source: the annotation of a GenBank genome assembly
GAAGACUAACCUUUAUGUUCGAAAUUUUGCGCGUUAAAAUCACAUAAACGGUUUCAGCCCACAUUUUAUAUUAAUUUUAAAAUAACAUCAUGGAUUCAAUUACAACGGCUCUGGAAAGCGCCCGCGUUUCUUUGAACGGACUAUCGUUUGCAGGAAAAUCGUUAAAAUUAAAUAAUGAAGAAGAUGCCAAGGAAAUAAUUGAGAAAAUUGAAAAGUGUAAAGAAUUGCAGUAUUUAAAUCUUGAGGGAAAUACGCUGGGCGUAGAUGCAUCAAAAGGCAUUGCAAAAGCGUUGGAAAAGCACCCAGAGUUUAAACGGGCAUUAUGGAAGGAUUUGUUCACUGGUAGAAUGAAGGAGGAGAUUCCCAAGGCGCUGGAAUUUUUGGGGAGUGGCUUAGUCACUGCAGGAGCCAAGUUAACCGAACUAGACCUCAGCGAUAACGCCUUUGGCCCUAUUGGAGUAAGAGGUCUGGCAUUCUUGCUAAGAAGCUCAUCGUGUUAUGCUUUGGAAGAAUUAAGGCUAAACAACAAUGGAUUGGGAAUUACAGGGGGGAAAUUAUUAGCCGAAGCCUUGACUGACUGUUAUGAUUGCAGUAAAAAACAAGGAAAACCAUUGGCUUUGAAGGUUUUCAUUGCUGGGAGAAAUAGAUUGGAAAAUGAGGGUGCCAAAGCUUUGGCACAAGUUUUUAAGUUGAUUGGUACCCUAGAGGAAGUGGCAAUGCCGCAAAACGGCAUUUACCACGUGGGCAUUUCGGCUCUAUUCGACGCUUUCACGCACAAUCCCAACCUGGAAAUCCUAAACCUAAACGACAACACAAUAACGCACAAAGGGGCAGAGGCUGUGGCAAAGGCGCUGCCCGCUUUGCAAAACCUGAAAAUCAUCAAUUUCGGCGACUGCUUGCUCAAAACCAAAGGCGCGAACCAUCUGGCGAAAGCUUUGGAGAAAGCUCACGUCAACUUGGAAGAGCUGAUCCUGGAAUCCAAUGAAAUCGGCAAAGAGGGCGGGCUUGCCGUGUGCGAUUCUAUUGCCAAUAAAGUCAAAAUUAAAAGUUUGGUUUUGGACGGUAAUCAGUUUGGAGAACAGGGUCUUGUCGAGAUUAACAAAAAACUAAAAGAAGUUGGAAAAUUCCACGUUGCCAGUAUCAACGAUAACGAAGAUAGCGACGAGGAGGAGGAAGAAGAAGAGGGAGAGAGCGAUGAAGAAGAGGAAGAAAGCGACGCAAGCACCACGGAGGAAACGAUCGACUUGUCGGUGUCGAUUAAAUCGCUAUCGAAUAAAUCGACUGUCGAGCAGUUUCAAAUUAACCCUUCCGAGGCGAAUUUCAUGGGUUUGGGCGACGGCAGAUCGGAUUUGCUGCUGAAUUCCGUCAAGAAAUUGGAAAAUGUUGAGUUGGAAUCUUUUGUGCCGAUGUUGAUGAGAAUAUCGGCGUUAAGUACGAGCGCGAGACCGGAAGUGGCCGAAGCUGCUUUUAAAUGCACCGAACAAUUUUAUAAGGAACUUUUCGUUUGGGCACAAAAAUACGAUAACAUUUCCAUUGUCAACAACUCGUUGCUCGUAAAUUUGGGAUUGAUAAAGUGUGAAGAUAAAAAAUUUAUUCCCAGUUGGAAUUUGGAAAGUUGCCUGACAGCGCUAAACAGAAUAACUUUGAAAAAUUAUGUUCCAGAUAAUACAAAACAAACUCUAAAAACAUUCAUGGAAAGGGAAAUUGAAAAUAACGGAAAGUUUAAGAACGUAAAACAGCAAAUUUUGUCGAAUUUAAAGUAAAUUAAGUUAUUAUUUAUUGUUGCUUUUAAU